Molecule: messenger RNA, 1080 nt
Organism: Coniophora puteana RWD-64-598 SS2
Lineage: Eukaryota; Fungi; Basidiomycota; Agaricomycetes; Boletales; Coniophoraceae
Exons: 8
Coding region: 1-1080 (359 amino acids)
Molecular function (GO): acid phosphatase activity
Source: RefSeq, a predicted model, not a curated record
AUGUAUCCGAAACUUGUUGCCCUCGACACGGAUAUUAUCACUGACAUCUUGGAGCACGGGGCUAUACUCGCCAUUGUGGCUCGAAGCACAAGCAAACCUUUGUAUGACAGAGCACUGCACCACUUCACCGCCGUGGAUCCUAAGUCGGGACAGCACCGCUCUAUAAUCGAUAUGGUCAAAUAUGAUGAGAUCUAUGAAGAGCAGAAGAUUGUUCACUUUCGCAAGAUCAAGGAGUGGUCAAAACUUGACUACUCGGAUAUGAUUUUAUUCGAUGACGAUGCUGCCAACAACAUCGUGCGGGUAAUCUUGGGCGUGACCUUCCACUUGUGUCCGGAUAAGCGAGGCUUAACAGAAGAGACAUACAAGCGAGGCAUUGAUCACUGGCGGCGCUGCCACCAGAUCAGAAGUCCGUAUCUAGGUCAGAAGCUGACACAAUAUCCCAAAAAGAUGAUGAUUGGCUAUUCGGGGAUGGACGAGGACACAAUUAAGCUUCUGACGCAAGGAAAGAACAGAGUUGAUAUGGAGGAGUCAGCCAGAUGGGGUUAUGCAUCUUAUAUAACAGAUAAUCCCGCCGUAGCCCAGUAUUUUCGGCAAUGGAUCAAGAAGGACGCGUUCAAGCAUAGCCAGACAUAUGUUUGUGAGCUGUGGGUCAGGGAUAUGGAUCUAUUCAUAGCAACCAACAAGAUAUGGGUUCCCGAAUCCCAACUGAAGCACACAGGCGUCAAAAGUCAUAACCAACGCGCAAUAGCCCGCACGCAAGAAAGCCGUGAUCAAACGGUAGCGAGUCAGUGGGGUGUUCAGACGCCAUACAUACUAUUCUCUCGUCAUUUUCAAAUGGGUGGCAUGCAUCUUCCUGAUGGGGAAAAAAGGUUCAACGAGAUGGUGGUAUAUACUCAAGUCCAGGACGCCCUCCUUCUAACCAUACCGCUGAGCGAAGAGCAACUACAGCAGAGACUUAAUGGUCGGUAUUCUCGCUAUGAAAACCGGAUCAAAGAAUGGAACAUAGUGCUUCCUAAAGCUACAGUGAAGGAGUCUGCCCACAAAGACCGCCCCCCGCAGCAUCAGUUACGGGACACAUGA